This is a messenger RNA of Oppiella nova, 828 nucleotides long. The record is from the annotation of a GenBank genome assembly. NCBI's taxonomy places the organism in Eukaryota, Metazoa, Arthropoda, Arachnida, Sarcoptiformes, Oppiidae.
AUGUCUCAAACGCCUAGUAAACAGCCUUUCCUUUCUGACCACUCAAUGGGAUGUGGUGUUCAGCCCCCGACAAAAAGCGGGCGAAUAGUCUCGGGUCAUAAGUCUUCAUUCGGGUGGUGGCCGUGGAUGGUGUCCGUGAGGCGUAACUCCUAUUUCGGGGGUAGUAGUAGUCAUAAGUGUGGGGGCGUUAUACUCAACCACCAGUGGAUCGCAACGGCCGGUCAUUGUGUCGACGAUUUACUUAAAACACAAAUAAGCUUAAGAAUAGGUGAAUAUGACUUCUCCAACACUUCAGAGCCCUAUCCACACAUCAAACGUGGGAUCAAGAAGAAGAUAAUUCAUCCCAACUAUAAUUCAAUGACUUAUGAGAAUGAUUUGGCGCUCAUCCAAGUGGACGAACCCAUUGACUUCGGGGCUCAUAUAAAGCCCAUAUGUUUGCCACCGGAGGACACGGAUGACCUGUCGGACAGAAACGCCACAAUCACCGGAUGGGGUCGUCUAAGCCAAGGUGGAGAGAGAGCAGCGGUUCUGAAAGAAGCCAACGUUCCGAUUGUCAGUAACAAGAGGUGCGAAGAAAUGUUCAAAAGUGUCGGACGAAAUGAAGCCAUUCCCGAGAUAUUGAUGUGCGCCGGUUAUGAUAAGGGAGGACCAGAUUCAUGCAAUGGUGACAGUGGGGGCCCACUCCAGGUUCAGAAUGAUGAGGGUCACUGGUUUCUGGCCGGUAUAGUGUCAUGGGGUAUAGGGUGCGGUGAGCCCUCACAACCGGGUGUCUACACACGUGUCUCAGUGUUCAGGCAAUGGAUUCACAAUUAUAUUCAACACUAUUAA